Molecule: messenger RNA, 5219 nt
Organism: Sinocyclocheilus grahami
Lineage: Eukaryota; Metazoa; Chordata; Actinopteri; Cypriniformes; Cyprinidae
Product: glutamate receptor ionotropic, NMDA 2B-like
Exons: 14
Coding region: 37-4872 (1611 amino acids)
Biological process (GO): monoatomic ion transport
Cellular component (GO): membrane
Molecular function (GO): signaling receptor activity; ligand-gated monoatomic ion channel activity
Source: RefSeq, a predicted model, not a curated record
GACCCCAAGAGUAUCAUAAACCGCAUUUGUGCUCUGAUGUCACGGAACUGGCUCCAGGGUGUGGUGUUUGGGGACGAUACCGAUCAGGAGGCCAUCGCCCAGAUAUUGGACUUCAUCUCGGCUCAGACGCACAUCCCCAUCCUGGGCAUCCGUGGAGGCUCUUCCAUGAUCAUGGCAGCCAAGGAUGACCAUUCCAUGUUCUUCCAGUUUGGUCCCUCUAUAGAGCAGCAAGCCUCUGUCAUGCUUAACAUAAUGGAGGAAUAUGACUGGUACAUAUUCUCCAUCGUCACCACCUACUACCCUGGAUACCAGGACUUUGUCAAUCGGAUCCGGAGUACCGUCGAGAACAGUUUUGUUGGCUGGGAGCUGGAAGAGGUGCUGCUGUUGGACAUGUCAGUAGACGAUGGUGACUCAAAGAUCCAGAACCAGAUGAAGAAGCUCCAAAGUCCUGUUAUACUACUGUACUGCACAAAAGAAGAAGCCAUGACCAUUUUCGAGGUGGCCCAUUCUGUCGGCCUCACUGGUUAUGGUUACACCUGGAUCGUACCAUCUCUGGUGACAGGGGAUGCAGAUAAUGUACCCAGCGUCUUUCCAACAGGUUUGAUCUCUGUUUCCUACGAUGAGUGGGACUACGGGCUGGAGGCUCGAGUGCGUGAUGCUGUAGCCAUAAUCGCCAUGGCAACCUCCACAAUGAUGCUGGAUCGGGGUCCUCACACGCUGCUUAAGUCUGGAUGCCACGGCACACCUGACAAGAAAGGCAGCAAGUCAGGAAACCCCAACGAGGUGCUGAGGUAUCUCAUGAAUGUGACAUUUGAAGGGCGCAACCUCUCCUUCAGUGAGGAUGGUUUUCAGAUGCACCCAAAGUUGGUUAUUAUACUGUUAAAUAAGGAGAGGCAGUAUGAAAGGGUCGGUAAAUGGGAGAAUGGGUCUCUGACAAUGAAGUACCACGUGUGGCCACGGUUUGAGAUCUACUCAGAUGCUGAGGAGCGGGAGGACGACCACCUGUCCAUUGUUACGCUGGAGGAGGCUCCAUUUGUUAUUGUGGAGGAUGUUGACCCCCUCAGUGGCACCUGUAUGAGAAAUACAGUGCCGUGCAGAAAACAGCUCAAACUCCUAAAUCAGACAAGAGAUUCAGGGAUCUACAUUAAACGCUGUUGCAAGGGCUUCUGUAUAGACAUCCUCAAAAAGAUUGCCAAGUCUGUAAAAUUCACCUACGAUCUCUACCUGGUGACCAAUGGGAAGCACGGCAAAAAGAUCAACGGCACAUGGAAUGGCAUGGUUGGAGAGGUGGUGUUGAAGAAUGCCCACAUGGCAGUGGGGUCCCUGACCAUUAAUGAAGAGAGGUCAGAGGUCAUUGACUUCUCUGUGCCCUUUAUAGAGACUGGAAUUAGUGUCAUGGUCUCUCGUAGCAAUGGCACAGUGUCACCUUCUGCCUUUUUAGAGCCCUUCAGCGCUGAUGUCUGGGUAAUGAUGUUCGUUAUGCUGUUGAUAGUUUCAGCUGUGGCUGUCUUCAUUUUUGAGUACUUCAGUCCUGUUGGAUAUAAUCGCUGCUUGGCAGAUGGACGAGAGCCUGGCGGUCCUUCCUUCACCAUUGGAAAAGCUAUUUGGCUACUUUGGGGUUUGGUCUUCAAUAACUCUGUGCCCGUGCAGAACCCCAAAGGCACUACUAGCAAGAUUAUGGUCUCGGUCUGGGCCUUCUUCGCUGUGAUUUUCCUGGCCAGCUACACUGCCAACCUGGCCGCAUUUAUGAUUCAAGAGGAAUAUGUGGACCAGGUGACUGGCCUGAGUGAUAAAAAGUUUCAACAUCCAAAUGACUUCUCCCCUCCAUUCCGCUUUGGUACUGUGCCCAAUGGCAGCACAGAGAGAAACAUAAGGAACAACUACAAAGAGAUGCACUCCUAUAUGACCAGCUUCCACCAGAAGAACGUAAACGAGGCCCUCCACAGCCUGAAGUCGGGUAAAUUGGAUGCAUUCAUCUACGAUGCAGCGGUCUUGAACUACAUGGCCGGACGUGAUGAAGGCUGUAAACUGGUGACCAUCGGCAGUGGUUAUAUCUUUGCUACUACAGGGUAUGGCAUUGCCAUUCAGAAAGACUCAGGCUGGAAGAGGGCAGUGGACCUCGCCAUUCUGCAGCUCUUUGGAGAUGGUGAGAUGGAGGAAUUCGAGGCCCUGUGGCUGACUGGCAUCUGCCACAAUGAGAAAAAUGAGGUGAUGAGCAGUCAGCUGGAUGUAGACAACAUGGCAGGUGUGUUCUACAUGCUGGGAGCUGCAAUGGCCCUGUCCCUAAUCACAUUCAUCGCAGAGCACCUCUUCUACUGGCAACUGCGAUUCUGCUUCAUGGGUGUGUGCUCAGGCAAGCCCGGCUUCACCUUCUCCAUCAGCAGGGGCAUCUACAGUUGCAUCCAUGGUGUUCAGAUUGAAGAGAACAAAUCAGCCCUUAACUCACCAUCGGCCACUAUGAACAUGAGCAUGAACAACACCCACUCCAACAUUCUCCGUUUGUUGCGUACUGCCAAAAACAUGACCUCUGUGCCUGGGGUCAAUGGUUCACCUCGCAGUGCAUUGGACUACAGCCAUCGUGAGUCAGCCGUUUAUGACAUCAGUGAACACCGGCGCAGCCUAGUAGGCCACACAGACUGCAAGCCUCCACCGUACCUGCCAGAGGAUAACAUGUUCAGCGACUAUGUAAGCGAAGUGGAGAGGACUUUUGGGAAUUUGCACCUGAAGGACAGCAACCUGUACCAGGAUCAUUACCUACACCACCAUGGGGGCACGGGAUCCGAACUGGCUCUCGGUAUGUCGGGUCCCCUGCCUAACCGACCUCAUAGCUUAGGGAGUGCCAGUUCAUUGGAGGGUGGGUAUGAUUGUGACAGCUUAGGGGGAGGGGUAGCGCCCAUCUUCACCACCCAGCCACGGCAGUCGCUGACACAUCGGAACAGUGAAAAGUUUGACCUGAUCGCGGGUCACCCAACCCAGUCAAGCUUCAAGUCUGGCCUGCCUGAUCUAUAUGGAAAGUUCUCCUUCAAGGGUGGGGCAUCCAGUUCAGGGUUUAUUGCAGGACAUGACAGGUACUGCGGGGGAGGUGGGGUGGGAUCAGGAGGGGAUGAUGGAAACAUUCGAUCCGACGUGUCCGAUAUUUCCACUCACACCGUGACCUAUGGGAACCUCGAAGGACAUGGCAAACGGCGCAAACAGUACAGGGACAGCUUAAAAAAGAGACCCGCUUCUGCCAAGUCUCGCCGUGAGCAGGAUGAGAUUGAGCUUGGCUUCAGGAGACGACCCCACCAUACAAUCCAUCAUCAUCAUCACCACCAUCAUUCAGCAACACAAGCCCACCGCUCAGCCACCCCACCCGUGGAGCGCAAGAGCCAGAGAGGUGGUAACUGCACCUCUUAUCUAUUCAGAGACAAAGAGAAUUUGAGGGACUUCUAUGUGGACCAGUUUCGAACCAAGGAAGAGGCAUCCCCAUGGGAGCAUUUGGAUUUAAGUGAUGCUCCAGGAAUGGGUGGAGGAGUGGGACUGGGCGGAGGCAGUUGCAGUGGAGUAGUUAGUAGCGGUGGUGCUGGGGGAGCGUGCACUAGUUUGGUUCCCAUGGAAGAUUUCCUGAAAGGUAAAUCCAAGAAGACAGAAUGUAAGGGUGGAAUGGGAGGAGGAUCACCUGGGCAACAGGGCCAUGCAUGCUGGGAAAAGGGCAUCGGAGGGGUGGGAGGGUUGGCCGGAGGGGAUUGGGAAUGUCGCAAUUGCCACAGUGGAGGGGUUGGAAGUGGAGGAAGCAAGCCAGUUUGCAUGCAUGGGGGAGGCGGGGUUGGGGGAGUAGGGGGAACCAGUGGAGGGAGUGGACAAAUCUCAAGCCGCCCUAGUUCAGCCACCUGCAAGCGGUGUGAUUCGUGCAAGAAACCGGGCAACUUGUAUGACAUCAGUGAGGACAACCACCUCCUUCUCUUGGAUCAAACUGGGGGCAAGCACCCUCUGGAGAGUGGAAAGGGAGGGGGAGGGGGAGGCACAGGGGCCCAAACCCAGGUACAGAGGCGGAAAUUUGGCCCAGGUGGUAAGGUUUUGCGCAGGCAGCAUUCUUAUGACACAUUUGUAGAGCUGCAGAAGGAAGGGGCGGGCAGGAUGGGUGGGUUUGGAGGCAGUGGCGGAGCAUCAAUGCUUCCUCCACCCCGAAGUGUGAGCCUAAAAGACAGAGACCGCUACAUGGAUGGCGCGAGCCCCUACGCACAGAUGUUUGAGCAGUAUGCAGGAGGGGAGCGGGAAACAUCAUAUUUUGGGGACAGAGGGAAGGGUGGGGGUUCAUCAUUUAGCUUAUUCCAUGGGGGUGAAGGUGGGUUGCACCGUCGCUCCGUGGGUGAGAGAGACACGAGGGACAGGGAUAGAGGCAUGAUGGGAGGAGGUGUGGGCGGUACCCGAGGGGUCGGGACUUACUCCUUGUCUAAAUCUCUCUACCCAGAUAAGGUGAACCAGAACCCAUUCAUCCCAACCUUCGGCGACGACCAGUGUCUAUUACAUGGCGCCAAAUCAUACUACAUCAAAAAGCAGCAGGCACAGCCGCAGCAGCAACAGAUGCCACAACAGCAGCAGCAGCAACAGCUCCUCAACAACAGUCGGGCUGACUUCCGGGGCUCCAUGGGGGUGACUUCCUAUUUGCCUGCCUCCGCAACUUCUGGGGUAUUGUCCAAUGUGGCCCCUCGGUUCCCCAAGGAGCUAUGUCUGGGCGGGCCUCUUGGCAACCACCACGGUGGAGGACCUAGCAACAACAAGCUGCUGUCAGCAAGGGAUGGGUUAGGAAUGGGUCAAGGACAGAGACCGUUUAAUGGCUCGAGCAACGGACAUGUUUACGAGAAGCUUUCCAGUAUAGAGUCUGAUGUCUGAAGAGGGGAGUCAGAAACAGAUAGAAAUGCAGAAAAGAAGCCAACGGACAUGCAGCAUGAUGAUUGAGAGAAAACUGAUGAAAAGGCAGUGUGUAAUUAGUUCCUUCAUGCUCACAAAAAGAAGAGGAAACCGUAUGUGAGGAACUGACUCAUGCUUUCAUUAAGUUAUGCGGAUCAUGCGCUGCCAAGCAUACGUAUGUAAAUAGAGCGAGGGGACCUGCCCACUGUCGAAAAGUUGAGAUUAGGGGGAAAAACCUGUUUAUUCCUCUCUUUUAUUCUCAUGUUUUUGUAUAUCCCACUAUUUUCCUGCUCCGAACAUUAAAAUUGCGGCCAAUCCAGAUGGAGACA